Molecule: messenger RNA, 3253 nt
Organism: Panicum virgatum (switchgrass)
Lineage: Eukaryota; Viridiplantae; Streptophyta; Magnoliopsida; Poales; Poaceae
Product: DNA repair protein RAD51 homolog 2-like
Exons: 12
Coding region: 76-1170 (364 amino acids)
Biological process (GO): double-strand break repair via homologous recombination
Cellular component (GO): replication fork; Rad51B-Rad51C-Rad51D-XRCC2 complex
Molecular function (GO): ATP binding; four-way junction DNA binding; ATP hydrolysis activity
Source: RefSeq, a predicted model, not a curated record
GCGCGCAAACAAAAGAAUUUCGAAUCCCCAAUCCCCCAAACCCCUCCUCACCUUCCCCGGCGUCCGGCGAUCGCGAUGGCGAACAUGCCGGUCUCGGAGAUGCGUCUCCCUCCGCACCUGGCUCACCUCCUCGCCGCGCGCCGCCUCGACACCGCCAAGGACGUGCUGUCGCUGCCGGAGGUGGAGCUCAUGGCCGUCCUCGACGCCGGCCUCCCGACCGCCCGCGCCGCCGUCGCUCACGUCAGCGAGGCCGCCUGCCCGCCCUGCCAGACGGCGCUUGCUCUUCUGGAGGAGCGCGUCAGGCUAGGGGGAGGCGGGCGGCUGCCCACCACGCUCUGCGGGUUGGACGAGGCGUUGGGCGGAGGAAUCCCCAUGGGAAAGCUCACUGAGGUCGUUGGGCCCUCGGGAAUCGGCAAGACGCAGUUUUGCCUGAAGCUUGCCUUGUUAGCAGCAUUACCAGAAUACUAUGGAGGUUUGGACGGUAGAGUUGUGUACAUUGACACAGAAUCCAAGUUCUCUUCACGGAGGAUGAUUGAGAUUGGUCAGAAAAGCUUUCCCCAAAUAUUUCGACAAGAAGGCUUGGCACAAAAGAUGGCUGGGAGGAUCCUAGUGAUGCGACUAGCAUCUUUAGCCGAUUUCACCAAGAGUUUGGAACAGAUGAAGGUGACUCUUCUUCAGCAUGAUGUGAGGUUACUCAUUGUUGAUAGCAUGGCUGCUCUUAUGUUAUUGGAAAAUGAGAAAGCUACCACAGGUUUCAGACAACAUCCUUUAAGAUGGGCCCUUUCUUUUCUUAAGUCUAUUGCAGAGUUCUCAAGAAUUCCAGUUGUUGUUACAAACCAAGUACGCAGCCAAAGUAGUGAUGAUGGCUACCAUUUUUCCUUUGAAGUUGACAGGAAGGAUGGUAAUAACCGUGCUGAAAGGUUUGAUUCUCAUCUUAUUGCUGCUCUAGGGAUUCAGUGGGCUCAUGCUGUAACUGUCCGCCUAGUCUUUGAGUCCCAUUCAGGCCACAGGUUCAUCAAGAUGGCAAAAUCACCUAUGUCUCCGGCAGUAGCAUUUCCAUUCGUUGUUGAGUCAUCAGGCAUUACAUUGCUAAGUGAUGAGGGCAUUGAUGUGACUGGUCCCGAGAUAACCUCAAUUCGUUGUCAAGGGCAAAAUGUUCUGUCUCGAUGAACCAUUUGAAUGCUACUGUAUCAAACAGGUGUAAUCCUGCGCUUGUUGUUGUCUAAUGACUAUGAAUAGGUUUUAUUAAUUUCAAUGCACUCUCCUUCAAGUUCAUAAGUAGUCUUGCUUGUGUAUCCUGUUUUCUCUUCGUAACAAGGCUUUGCGAUUGAUUGGCUGUGGCAGUCUUGUAUGGAUUCAUGGUCUUAAGGUGAUGGAUGUUUUUGGACCUGAAACUGUGGGAGAGUUAUCUGCAGCAUGAUCUUUCCUCACUAAAUAAAAGAAACAAAUGUAUGUACAAGGGAGUUACACAGCUUGGAAGUGCAAAAGGGAAAAAGGAAAGAAGCAUCAAGAAAAGCUACUCAGCCAAUCACUAAGGAAAUGUUUACCUGAAGGUUUUGCCCUAAGUAUAUCCCGAGCAAAUUCAACUUCAAAUUCUCUCUUCCAUCUUGUUAGAGAAGGGAUAACCCCCGUAGAAAAUUUUGCUAUUUCUAUGACACCAGAUGGAUCAGCAAACCACAGGGAGUAUUUCUUUGCAAACAGCAUUUCUAAAUCUUUGCCUUUAAUGACCAUGCAACAAAUUGGUAGGUUAAGGUUCAAGUUCAACUGAAUGACCACAAAUUGCCAGGACCACUGGCUAAAUGAACAAUGAAGAAAGAUGUUUUGGUGAUGGAAAUUGGAAUGCUGCUUCUUUUUAACCACAAGCACAAAGAAUAAGAUAUUCAUUGGGAUGUCUGAAAGGAACUCCUUAUGUAAGAUUUGUCUUACCACUUACAAGUUACAAGGCAUGAUCUGUAAACUGUGAGGUCAUGUAUUAUUUUUGUAGCUUGCAGAAAACUGAUGCCAAAGGCAUGAUAACUUCAUAGUUCUGCUUGAACUAUUCACUGAUUGGUCCUAAUCUGUUUAUUUUUCUGACUUUCAGUACUCAACUACUCAUCUGUCCAGUUAUACAGGCAGGUAAUAUUCUACCAUUGUCACUCUGUACGUUCCUUCCAAAAGUGAUAACAAAUAAUUAUCAUGGUCUUAAAUAUCUCGUCCUAGUUUCUUUUGUGUUGCAACUGUCACCUGUAGGUAUCAUUCCAGUGCUGUACAAUUAUAGUAGCAACGUGAUUAACUCCAGUGAUGAUUCGGUUUUGGCAAUACUACGGGCUGUAUAGGAAUAAGGUUCACCUGUGCGGGUCAAAUUGAUUGAUAUGCCAGAUCUGAUUUUUGUGGGUGUUCUGUUCAGUUAGUGGGAGGGGAUUCCUGCUGCUGUACUUUAUUGUGCAUAAAAAAAUGGCAGUUAUUCAAUCUUUUCCCCUUAUGAUUCUGUGAACCCUCGGCAGUUGUCCUAUUACUUCGUAAAGAUCAAUUCUUGCAAAGAAACUUAUUUCUGAGUUUUGAAAUUUUGCUGGUUUGUAUCCUUUCAUAAGUCCUGCUACAAGGCUGGUAUCCUGCAUGAGGUAUCUUUCCAAAUAUCUUUUAUAUUUGUAACAUAGCAUGGACAACAUAAGGGGAGAAGAUCAGGCAUUCUGUAGGAAGUGUUGUUCAGAAGUCAUUCAUAACAAGGUAAAUACUUCUGUUCCAAAACAUCAUGUAUUUGCCUCCAACCAUUAGCUCAGAUCUCAAAAACGAGCCUUUGGUUUUUGGAAUCCUGAACUGUCUUAGGGGCAUAAUAAGAUAAAGUUACAUGCUAUAUGAAGAACGCUAGUAAACUAUGAUGCCAUGGUUAGAAGAAAAAUGGCAAUCAUGUACAAGAGAAAAAUCACCACGAUACAGUUUUGUGUAACUCUUGUAGAUGGCCAAAGUAGUAGUUUUUACUGAAUUACUAACUUGAUUUUGUAUGAACUCUGAAUUAUCUUGAUUGCAGAUCAGCAGUCGUCAUUGGUCUUUAGCAUCAAUGCAAGGUACAACAAAUUUACUCAUGAGCUUUGAGUUAUCUUGAUUGCAGAAAAUUUAACAGUCUGCUGUCAUAUGCGACUCUGCUGCGUGAUCCAUUACUAUUAGAUAAUGUAUAAAAUCUUAUAGAAUCCCUGAUUGGACAUUUAAUAUUAGACACGGAACCAUGAAAAUUUAGUGGAAAUAAUGGUCUGACCUGUGUGUUUGGUUUGGGCUA